UGAUGCGCAGGCUUUGGAAUGUUUCACAUUAGUACACAUUAGCUAUAAACUUACUUAUUACGCUACCUUUGGGACUUGGAAUAGCUGUUGCAAAUAUCACCAGUUCAGGACGCACAGCCUCGGAGUCGCCGUCAGACGCUAGCUCGCGCGAUUGUCACAUCAGAAAGACUGAGAUGCCCUUCUUCAACAACAUCUACUACCCUUAUCAGGUGGACUGUCAGGGUGGCCAGACAUCUGUAGGGAUACCCUCGCUGCUGAGCUCUCCACAGAGCCAGCAGUCCAACCACAGCCAGCACACCGGCUCAGUGGCCACCAUGUCCACACAAGCCUCCGCUGGUGUGCCACUUCCACCCUUCAGGUUCCGCGUGCGGCGUGAGAGUGUGGACUGGCGGCGCAUCAGCGCUCUGGAUGUGGACCGCGUGGCCAGUGAGCUCGACUUCCAGACGCUCCAGGAGCACAUAGCGGGCGUCACGUUCUGCAGCAUCGAAGCCGAGCGGUGCCAGCGGUGUCAGGCCCCGGUGGACGGCGCUCUGCUCAAACUCUUUCGGCUUUCUCAGCUGACCGUGGAGUACCUGCUCCACUCGCAGGACUACCUGAGCCUCAGCCUGCAGGCUGCGGAGGACAGGGUCCAGGUGGAGCAGCGAGAGAAGGAGCAGAUGCACCUCACGCUUCAGAAGCACGCCGACGAGCUGAAGGCACUUAAAGAGGAACUCAAGCAGAGGAAGAAGAUCAUCACUUCACAGCAGGCCAUGAUCAGCACAGGCCUCGCAAGCUACCACAAGUGCCACCACUGUGACAAAGCGUUCAUGAAUGCCACAUUCCUACACAGCCACAUGCAGCGGAGACACCCUGAGGAUUAUGACAUCAAGCUUCUGACAGACGCCCAGAAGAAGGUGCAGUCCGUGCGUUUCCAGGAGGAGAUUGACCGGCUGAAGGAUCAGCUCUCUCUGACUCGCUCUCAGCUAGAGAUGCAGCAGCAGACCUAUUUGGCCAAGGCUACUCAGGAGAAAGACCUGAGUGAGAAGCAGGAGGAGCUCAUGCGGGACCUGGAGGCAUGGAAGGCUGAAGAGAGGACGACCAUGGAUAGACGGAUAGAGGAAAUCAGGCAACACUGUCAGCGAGAUGUUGAUAGGCUUUAUCAGAAAAACACCAUGCUGGAGCAGCAAUUAGCAAAGGUCCAGGAGACCAAACGAGAGCUGGUGACCAGGACUGAAGAGGAGAAGCAGGGGUCCACCCACAGAGAGACAAAGAGGAGGACCACACAUCCAGACACUCUUCAUGAGGACACACACACGCUGGGCAAGCAUGCCAAACAGCAGCAGGAAAUCAUCAGUCUGGAGCAGAAGCUGCAGACACAGGAGGAGAAGUGGACCUACAGAUUGCUGAAAAUCCAAAAGGAACAUGAGACAGCGAAGAAUCAGCUUACUGAGGACAUGCAACGCCUGCAGAAGAGUUUGACUGAACAGAGUCGUAGGCCAACAAAGCAACUGGACAAUCAGCCGCUGAAGCAGGGAAAGGACCUUCGCCAUCAGGCCCUGCAGGUGAAGAAGGUUUCUGCAAGCCCUCCUACGGUUGUUGUGAAACAUGAAGUCACUGCCCCAGAACCCAAAGUCCAGCCAGUCAUGCCAGAGCACCCUCUCGUGCUCCCAAAGCUGGAUCCUAUAGUGGAGCUCUCAGACGAGGACAGAGAUUCUUCAAGUAUAUCAGAGAAGGAAACCAUUUCACAUGAAGUUCAGGAGAGGGUGAAAGAGUUCCUGAAAAACCCAGCAGCUAAGCGAGAGAUGAGGGAGAUUGUGGAACAGACCCUUGGGGAUGAGCUUCACUCUCUGGGCAUUAGAUCAGAAACGCGAGGCCUUUCUCAAGGAGAGUAUGACCGCAUUAUGAUGGAAGUCGGUCAGAAGAGGAGUGGUGGGGUCAAGGGCAGUCCUCGGGGCCAGCGUAUCCGAGCGGAGAUCUCACACAGACUGGACCAGAGGGUGCAGGACAGACUAGCGGGCUGCAGCUCCGUCCCAGAGAAGCAACACAGAACUAAAGACACUCCAGUGGCUCGGCCAAGGACCGUGUCCAGCAGUGUGCAGUCUAAAGGAGGAAGUCGGACGAUUUCAGAUGCUCCAGCCAAACAGUUGCAGACUCCAAAAGCAUCUAACAUUACCAGGACAAAAGCCCAACCCACCACUUCCACACCUAAGGCACAUCCAGUCAGUUCAGAUGACGAGUCUGAAGAAGGGUUGGUGCCGCAAAGCUCAAAGAAAAGCUCCUCUGUCAGAAACCAGCCCAUGCCAGUCCCCAGGGGAAACGCCCCACAGGUGGUGGUCUGCAGAGAGCGCUCCAGCACUUCGGUGGGCAAUGAUGGAGGUUGGACUGAGGGCAGCGAGCUGGAGGAGAUCGAUACGCAGAAUUCCAGUCUGAUGAACCGCAGUGCGCCUGGAAAGAAGGCUCUCGGCCAUCACGUGAAAGACUUAACAAGGAACCUUGAGAACCUGCUGGCUGACCAAGGGCCGGCACCGCUGGCAGGGAGCAUUAACACGAUCAACACAGCGAAUUAUUUUGGGACCCACAGUAACAUGAAAUCUAUUCCCAAGAGCAAGGACGUUGUGGAAGAACUCAAGAACGGGAAGGGUGCUGAUGAGGAUGAUGACGACGACUGGGAUAUCUCAUCUCUGGACGAUGUUUCUAAGCCUAAUUCAAGCCUCACCAUGGUCCAGAAGACUUUGGACUCUUCCAGUACGAGUGUGUGGGGUCCCUCCACUGGCCUCAGCCCAAAACCUGGCCUGACAGAGGUUGGCACAGGAAGCACUCUGAAGAGUAGUCUGGUGUCCGUCAGUGACUGGAGCAGUUCGGAAGAUGAAUAGGUUAUAUUUCUUACAGAUUAUGAAUUAAACUCCACAGACACGCACAAAAAAUAAAUACUUCAUAUAUGCAUUUGCCAUUUAUAGAUUUUUGUCACCUCUGAUGUCUAGAUGAUAUUUUUCUGUAGAUUUUGUGAAUAUGGUAUAUCAUGUAUAAAUAUGAUUUUAUUUUUUUACAAGUGAAGCUUUCUUUCUUAAAGCACUUUAUACUAACAGACACAACAUUUCUUUUUAAAUACAACAAAAUGAUUUAGCAAUUAAAUCCAUGCAGGUAGUGUUCAGAGCAGAGGUGAAAAGGUCUCUUGUGGACAGGGCCUCCUCAGGUAAUAAACGUGCUGCUGUCCGAGUCUUUACAGACUCAAGUUGUUGUGGGCCAUGCACUCAGACAAACGAGUCCCUCCCGCGCGGUUGCUUAGUCCGAGAGCUGCGGGUCUCCUGGCUCGCCAGGCUGACCUGACCAGAGAACAGCGGUGGCACCGGAGUGGGCCGUCUGGAAGAUCCGGAGAAAGUUAGCGCUGGUCUGGACGAUCCUGGGAGCAUGUAUGUCCGCGUGCGUGCUGUGACGUAGGACCUGGAUCGUACUGUAGCGUAGGACCUGGGUUGACGUUUAUUUCCACUAAUGAACAGAUUUUUGAGGAAAGACAUGAAUGAGUUCUAUUGUAUUAUUAACAUGACAGUAUACAGAAAUUAAUAUUGGUGAUUAUUUAUAUCCAUUGUGUGUGUGUAUGUGUGUGUGUAUGUAUGUAUAAAUAAUAAAGUUGAAAUAAAAUUGAA
Molecule: messenger RNA, 3623 nt
Organism: Alosa alosa (allis shad)
Lineage: Eukaryota; Metazoa; Chordata; Actinopteri; Clupeiformes; Clupeidae
Gene: dzip1
Product: DAZ interacting zinc finger protein 1
Exons: 19
Coding region: 174-2852 (892 amino acids)
Biological process (GO): cilium assembly
Cellular component (GO): ciliary basal body; cytoplasm
Source: RefSeq, a predicted model, not a curated record